Messenger RNA from Arachis stenosperma, 4397 nucleotides. RefSeq names its product pentatricopeptide repeat-containing protein At4g04790, mitochondrial-like. Gene Ontology annotation, molecular function: protein binding. Bases 1837 to 4122 code for a protein of 761 amino acids. NCBI's taxonomy places the organism in Eukaryota, Viridiplantae, Streptophyta, Magnoliopsida, Fabales, Fabaceae. The record is from RefSeq and is a predicted model, not a curated record. The transcript has 15 exons.
CUAGUGCUUGUUCCUCGUGUUUUUUUUUUUAUUGUCUGUUCAGAAACCAAACCCUCUUCAUGCUUGUUCUUUGAUGGUUAGUGAUCGUCGUUUUUUAAUACUCACUAUUGGUGUUUUGUUUUUCAUUUGUUGAUGAUUAUUGAUUAAGUGAUGUGUUGCUGUUUUGUUUUUUUACUUUGUGCUUGAGUUAAUUGGAUGCUCUGUCAGUGCUUAGUGCUUGUUCUUGGUUGAUUGGCUUUGCUCACUACUCUGGCUUGUUCUAGCCUAUUCUUGAUUAAUUAACUCUGUUAGUGGCUUAUUGAUUGAUGCCAAAUUGGUACUGGUAAAAAGUUACUGGCUUGUUCUUGGCUUUUUUGUCUGUUGUUAAGUUUCUUGAUUUUGUGCUCAUUACCUCAUUCAGUGCCUUUUUUUAUUGUUAAUCAUUGUGCUGAGCUUGUUAAUCAGUGGCUUAUUGAUUGAUGCUAAAUUGGCACUGAUAAACUGUUACUGGCUUGUUCUUGGCUUUUUUAUCUGUUGUUAAAUUUUGUUAAAGUUUCUUGAUUUUGUGCUCAUUACCUCAUUUAGGGCUUUUUUUUGUUGUUAAUCAUUGUGCUGAGCUUGUUAAAAUUGGGUUAAAAACUUUGUUGCUAAUGGUGGAAAUUUGUAUAUUGUUGAAUGCUGUAGGCAGAAUUUGAAUGUCUCUGAAGUACUUGGAUUAUUGAAUUUGAAUGUCUCUGAAGUCUGAAGUAGUGAUUUGUGAUUUUGAAUAUCUCUGAUUACUUGAUUAUUGAUUUGUGUUUUGAAUCUGAAAUUUGUGAUAAUGUUUAUUGAAAUUUUGUACAUUUUCAUUGCUAAACUCUUCAACUAUGGAUUGUAUUAUAUGCUGCUAGAUUUGAACUCAUCAAAGUUCCCUGAAUUUAAGUUCUCCUUCGGAGGCACAUAUUCAAUUACCAGUGGAUUGAUAAACAAUCCUGCAUCACUUGGUAAACAUGCAUCUGCCUCUAGCUAAUUCAAUAUAAAUAGUGAAUUUAUUUAUUUUUUUAAUUCUUUACUAAUUCUUUUGUGCUAUAAGUGAUUUGUACAUAUCAUAGUAAAAUAAAAAAUAACAUUAGUUACAAUUGUUUAUUGAAAAUGUGCAAACUUAAGUCAUGAAAGUUGUUUGUAUAAUGUGAGAUCUCAAUGAAUAAGCAGCUUUGCAUUGUAUUCAAUGAUUAUUUGAACCUUCAGUGUUGUCUUCUUAUCUAUUUUUAUGCUAUUAAUUCAUCUCUACAUGUUGCUUGACGUAUUCUAAAAUCGAUCGAAAGGUACUGUUAUAUCAUGUCUUACCUAUUUGUCAAAUAUAUUAGUAUAUUAUUGUAAUAUUAAUGUAUUUAUGUGAUUAAUUCCUAUAUUAAGGAGAUGGAUUCACCAUUAGUAUUACAAGGUUUGUUCAAUUUGUUUGAUCUUUUUUAAUUCUUUACAUUAGGAAAGAGAUGAAAGAUAUAUUCUUGGCUGAAUGACAUAGUUGUUAUGAGACAAAAAAUAGGUUGAGUUAUAUUUUAGGAUGUUUAUUUAUAAUUUAUUUAUUAUUAUAUUCUAAAAUGGUUUUUUCGGUUGAACCAUCGGUUGGACCGGUUGGACCAGUGAACCAGUAAACCAAUGACUAGAGUGGUUUGAUGACCGGUCCGGUUUUCUGAACCUUGAUUACUAUUGAUAAAUAAUAAAUUAGAGAAUUUGAUAGAAAUUACCAAAAAUUCUAUUACUGCUUGAUUUUGUUUUCAUAUCAGUGGUGUGCUUCAAAAUAGUCGCGUUCUCUUCACUGCGGCAAGAAGCACAAUUUCCAUUUGUCCGUGUUCGUUCAAAAGUGCUGUGAAAAAAAUGCGCCAUUCAUAUUUCUCCUAUGUUAGAAAUCUAACCCGAUUCCGUUCACGUUCACGUUCUGCUGCAUACUCUUCCUUCUUUUCGGAAUUCGAUGGAGAUUCUACACUCGCAAGCCUCAAGCUUAAACAAUCCCCUGCUUCAGAUGAUUCUUCUAAUGUGGCGUUUAAGAAGAUUUCUUCUAUUUACUACGGUGAUAGUAUCUCGGUGAAGAAACCCAUGUCUAAGAGAAAUGAUAAUGCAAAAGAGUCCCAAAGUCAGCCAGGUAUAUCAUGGCUCUCAAACAUAUAUAACAAUAAUUUAUUGUUACAACGGAAAGGACAUUCUCGCAAAAAGAAACAGAGACACUUGUUUGAAUUUUCCCAAGAGAACCGUUUUAAUAAGUUGGUUAGAAUUUGUGCAAAGGUACUUGGGCCGGAGGCUACCAUUGCAUUGUUUGGUAAAGUUGGACGAGAUCCAGGGAUCAAAGGGUACAACGCACUGAUAGAAAUGUGCAUAGAAAAGGCUAGGGAAAGUAGUGACGAAGACAUAGUGAUAGAAGAGUUGGGGAAGGUUUUCCAUCUUUUUAAAUUGAUGGGUGAACGAGGAUUUCGGCUAGAAGAGCAAUCAUAUCGUCCACUUCUUUUGUAUACUAUUGACAUGUGUAUGGUUGAAGAGUUUCAUUUUUUCUGUGAUGCUAUCAAAGACCAGAAUGCCAGUUUAAUUACCAGACUCGGUUACUACGAAAUGAUGUUGUGGUUAAGAGUUAAUAAUGAAGAAAAGAUUCAAGAAAUCUGUAAUCUCAUUGCAGAGAAUGAUGGUGAAGAAAUUUCUGAUUUACGAGAAAAUUAUUUAUUGGCUCUUUGUGAGAGUGAGCGGAAGAAGGAGAUAUUGGAGCUAUUGGAAAUCAUAAACAUAAAAAAGCUUUCAUCUGUAGAAUCUGUAGAAAAGAUAUUUCAGGCAUUAGGAAGGCAUCAAUUGGAACCUGUUGCGGAGAACUUCCUUUUGGACUUCAAAACAAGUGAUUAUGAAACAAAUAAUAUUACAAACUUCAUUGCAAGUUAUGCUGUUAGCAUCCCAAAUUUAUCGGUUGAGAAUGUCAUUACAAAAUUCAAGGAUUUGCACCAAACACUUGAAGUGUCACCUUCAUCCUCAUCAUAUGAGAAGCUAAUUUUACAUAGCUGUACGUUGCGCGAGGUGCGUGUAGCUCUUGAUAUUGUUGAUGAAAUGUGUGAAGGGGGCUUGACUUUAUCAAAUGAGAUGUUACAGUCCAUAUUACAAACUUGUGAGGAAACAUCUGAAUAUAAUUUGGUUCAUCGGAUCUUCUCUACAAUAUGCCAGUACAAUCUGGAGACAAAUGAUAAGACAUUCAGAUGUAUGAUAGACUUGUUCUUGAAGAUGAAAGACCUUGAAGGUGCAUAUAGAAUGCUCGAUGAAAUGGGGGAACUGAAUUUGAAACCAUCAGCUAGCAUGUACAAUACCAUAAUGGCAGAAUGUUUUAGAGAGAAAAACACGAGUGAUGGGGUCAGGGUCCUUGAGCACAUGCAGAAUGCUGAUGUAAUGCCUGAUUCAGAGACUUUUAGCUACCUGAUUAGCAACUCUGAAACUGAAGAGGAUAUAGUUAUGUAUUAUAAAGAACUGAAGGAAUCUGGAAUCAAACCUACAAAGCAAAUUUUCAUGGCCCUUAUAAAUGCUUAUGCUGCUUGUGGACAGUUGGAGAAAGCAAAACAGGUAGUGUUAGAUCCAUUGAUACCACAGAAGAACUUGAACCAAAUCAAGUAUGUGCUUGUUUCAGUUCUUGCAGCACAUGGGCAACUGUCUGAAGCUAUUCAUUAUUACGAGGAAAUCAAGAAAGCUGGACAUAAUUUGGAGCCAAAAGAUGUUAUGAAUCUCAUUGAGAAGACUCGGUCCGAUGUAGAGCUGGACAGGUUGCUUCUUCUACUUGAGGAAUUAAAUGAUACAGAUUAUUGGAAUGGAGCUUGCUGCAGAAUCAUCUUGUAUUGUAUUUGGAACAAGGAUAUAAGUUCUGCUGUCAACUUGUGUAAGCUCCUCAAGAAUAAGUACCAAAGCGACGAACUGGUUACAGAAGUUCUCUGCGAUAAGCACCACAGCAAUGAAUUGGUUAUGAAAGUUCUCUUUGAUAAGGUGUUCUCUCUCAUCAACGGGUCAGAGUCGAGCCAUUUGCAAGCGAGCCUUGAACUGCUUUCUGAAAUCAAGGAUAAGCUAGGCCUUGUGCCUCCAAAGGAAUAUCAUGAUUCUCUGCUAAGUGCUCAUGCCAAAACCUCUGAAUUACAUAAUGCUAACUGAACAAAACAUUGAGCUAAACUAAGAAGGGUGAGUAGGUGAAGUACUCUUCAGUCUUCACUUGACUUCCUAUUAAUAGGGGCAUUAUAUCCAAAUGUGUACAAAUAACUCACAAAAUUUGGGGUUGAGGUGAUAGAUAGGUAGGUCUUUUCUAAAAGGGCUGUUCGAGAAUUCAAACAUCUGAUAUUGCAGCUAAAGUAGGCAUGAAGUUGCGGUGUACUAACAUUUUUCUCUCUUUUCUUUGUUAAUAUAAUAUCAGAAAAAUAUUAAUCAUACUA